GUGGUUUAUUGCAGGCUUUUCAUUGGGGACCUGGCGGGACCUGAUAUGAUUUACCUGCUGGAGUUCUUCAGAGUUCAGCUUGCUGUGUCCGUUUUGGUUGGGCUCGUAUUUGUUCCCAAGGUGAGGAUCUUAGUGAGGAGAAGCUAAAACAUGUUCUUUAAACCUUUUGACUCCUAAGAGUAACCAGUAUCUAACUUCUCCUGACAAUAUCACUGCUAAAUCACAGCUGAAGGUCACUAAGAAUAACGAAAAUGAUCACCAAUAAAGAAGCUCCUGAUUGUCAAACAACUUCUCCUAUAGGCACUUAAAGAAAUGUAUAGAGAAGAGAAUAGAGAAUAUGCAUACUGAUGUUAGGGUUAAAAGGGAUAAAGAAAUUGCUUGGGCGCUUUUCGUUUGAUUGUUGUUGUUUUUUCUUUCGAAGAGGACUAAGUGAUGUAGGAGCAGAGCGAGGACACAAUGGUGGCAGUGGCAAAGAUAGGAUAAAAUUAAACAGCUCUGCCUCCUCCUCUAACCUACUUUGUUUGGUCGGGAACCUGCCUACUGGCCUAGGCCUCUUUCCCAGGGGGGAAGGGACUCACCAGACUUCUGCUCUUUGUGAUCGUUUGCCAGAGUCACUCGGGGUAGAGAUUCGAGAACCGCUUGUAAAGGAGAUACUACGGGAAUGAUAAGGAGAUCCAGUAUCGGUUUUCUUAGUUUUUUCUUUUUUCCCCUUCCUUUUUUUAAAUUUUUAUAAAAUUUCUUUUCGGCAUUACUUUUUUUUUCUCUUAUUUUGGUAGGGGGGAGGGGGGAGGCUAGGUGGUGGGAGGGUAGGAAGGGCUUCAAUGGCUCGCUCCUUUCCAACGAGAGCUUCAGGUUCGAGCCUUAGCUGGCUCACUUAUUCUCUUGUGUUUCCUUGAAAAGCAAUCCAUUCUUACGAGACCUAUCUCCAUGCGCGAUUAUAAAGUAGAACUGCCAGAAUACCCGGCGAAAUAGUGAUAUUUGCUCUUUCAUUUACUUGUGGUGUUUACCUUUAUUUACCAGGCAUCCUGUCCAGAAGGAGUAAGAUUACCCCUUCUCGCUUCGUGCAUUAAAAACCGGAAUAGGUUUCGGGCUGAAUAGAUCACCAUGCUCUCUCUUAUGUGAUAUCUACACAAGUUUUUGUACAUACUUUUACAUAAUUUAAUGCUGUCUUGCAGAUUAUUCGUGUGAUUAAGGGACGCGGAGACGUAUUUGAUACUAGUGGUAGGAUUGCGUCUAUAAAAGGGGCUGCCCUCAAUAUGGCAACUGGACAGUCCUCUGAAGGGACGGUGAACUUGAGCCAAGAAAAUGAAGAUCUUAAGGUAAGUGUUUAUUUAAGUCAUCUUUCCAAAUUAUUGUGAGCUCACAAGGUAUAAAUAGAAGUAAAAACCAUUUCCAUGGUCUAUUCCACACCCCCCCUCCAAGUAUCAUGAACAGCAUCGCUAAAAUGACUGAUAAAAAGUUUCCAGUCUAUUAACCUUCCACAGGGAUGCAAAGGUGAUGGGAAAUCUAGGUCACGGAAAUUGAGGGUUCGUCGCUAACAAAACUUUCAGAAUAACUUAAACACUUUUUUUAGGGGACUGAAAACCAGAAGUGCUCCCAUAGAAUAAUCUGCUCUCACAUUUUACAACUAACUCCUAAAUCGUGGGUUAUGGAAAACAUCUAGGUCUUCCAAACGGUUACUGAGGUCAAAAGAGUAUGAAGCUUGCAUUAGUAAGAUCGUAACUAUGCUAAAAAAUUUACAGUCUAAAUUUACAAUGUUGCGAAACCUCGAGGAAUUCUAGAAGAUCUUAUGUUAUUUGUACUAUUUGUUGCUUUUGCUUAUCACGAUUGGCCCUGAAGAGCCAUUUUGGGAAAAUGGUCAAAUAAGAAAUUAUUGAUCAAAUAUUCUCAAACUGUGACUUAAGAGCCUUAAGGGGGCGCCGACGAACCUACUCAAACUUACAACGAAUAUCUCAGCUUAAAAUGAAAACCCUUUUAUUGAAAUUAUUGUCAGAUCAAUGUCAGUAUCUACGCAACUGCGCCCCCUACCCCUACCCUAACCAAACAACUAUCAACUGAUAACAAGUCAGGGCUAAUUUUGGGUCAGGGGAGGGGAGGUGCGUAGCUAUUCAGAUACUGACAUUGAUCCGAGCUGUCAUCGUUUGAUUUUUAGGAGGAGAUACGUAAACUUUAUGGUCAGCUUCAACAGAUGAAAACCGCCAACAUGGAGGCUGGGAACAGGCAUCUGGGUCGUUCUUCAUCCCUUCUGUUUGGCGGAUCCACUCCAUCACUCUUGAGCUCAACACCUAACAACAACGGAAGCAUGGCUUGUUUGGUGAGCUCUGUAAGAGAGAAACGACCGCAAAGACACUCGCCAGCGGCUGAACUUACGAGCGACUUUGUUUGA
This is a messenger RNA of Pocillopora meandrina, 2386 nucleotides long. NCBI's taxonomy places the organism in Eukaryota, Metazoa, Cnidaria, Anthozoa, Scleractinia, Pocilloporidae. The record is from the annotation of a GenBank genome assembly.